This is a messenger RNA of Xiphophorus maculatus (southern platyfish), 1736 nucleotides long. RefSeq names its product erythroblast NAD(P)(+)--arginine ADP-ribosyltransferase-like. The transcript is spliced from 3 exons. Bases 1 to 834 code for a protein of 277 amino acids. The record is from RefSeq and is a predicted model, not a curated record. Gene Ontology annotation, molecular function: NAD+-protein-arginine ADP-ribosyltransferase activity; NAD+ poly-ADP-ribosyltransferase activity. NCBI's taxonomy places the organism in Eukaryota, Metazoa, Chordata, Actinopteri, Cyprinodontiformes, Poeciliidae.
AUGGAAAUCUUUAACAUUCUGUUAAACAAAAGGUUUCUUUUUGUCUUGGUGGCAAUAACAAUUGGGACACUGGUCCUGAUAUCAAUCAAAUAUGGCACUGGAGCUCCGGCACCAGAAAAGAAGAUUUGCUCAUUCCCACUGGAUUUAGCUCCAAACUCUGUUGACGACAUGUACAACGGCUGCGAAGAUGAAAUGGGAAAAAAAGUGGCCAGUUUGCUAAAUACGGAGAAAAAGGGUAAAUUUAGAGAGGCUUGGCGUGCAGCACAAAAAUGCUACAACAAUAAUUGGGCAACCACCACCUCAAGGCUGAAGAAAGAACAAAUCAUGGCUAUUCAUGCUUAUACCUUGGGAAUGCCGCCAAUAUACGAUGAGUUCAAUAAGGCAGUCCGAACACAAAAAUCUGGGUACACGACCAAAUUUCAAUAUCACGCACUACACUUCUACCUCACCAUGGCCCUACGCUCCCUCAAGCACAAUGCACCACAGUGUGUCACCACGUAUCGGAGAACCAACUGCAAAUUUGAAACAGAGAUCAACAGAGAGAUUCGCUUCGGUGGCUUUACCUCCAGCUCAGAGGGUGGUUAUCCUUCUCCUCAUUUUGGCGACCAAUCAUGUUUUGAGAUUACCACCUGCUUUGGAGCAGACAUCUCAAAAUUCUCUAUGUUUGAAUGGGAAAACGAGGUCCUGAUCCCUCCGUAUGAGGUUUUUAAGGUAACAGGCAUACAGAAAAGAUCUGGGAAUAAUUUCCUUCCAUGCCAGGUUGUCUACAAACUGAAGAGCACAAGAAAACCCCGUUCCAGUUUAAACUGUGCUCUCACCAAGUCAGGUUUGUGAUGAAAUGUUCCCCCCAAAAAGCAGCACUGUGCAAAGUUAGACAUAAGUCAGGUAUAGUCUGCCCAAUUUUAGUUUUAUAAGUAAUUACCGUAAAUAUAAUCAUAAGAAACAUACAAGACUGAAUAACAUAUAUUAACCUUGACUGAACAAUUUCACAAUUACUUAUAAAAAAAUAUGUAUUGACUAAAUUCCUGAUAUUCAAUUAAUUGUUGAUACAUUCAUUUAUAUAAUUCUGCUUCCAUGUUAUCUAUGACAUUUAUAAAUAAUCUAAUAAUAAUAAUGAUUUCUGUAUUUAUUAUAUUUUGGCACUUAGAAACUCAAUAUAUUGCUGAAAGCAUUUCAUUCCUUCCCACUGUCACUUCCUGCUUCCUCAAGAUACUAACCUGACUGCUCUAAGCAAAUAGUUGUUUCUGUUUGAGAGAAAAAAUAUUAACAACUGCCAUAAAAUAAUAAUCUGUGUUUGAAUAUUUUAAACUGCAAUUUCAUUUGAACUGGACUGAAUGUGUAACUGAAUCUGAAUCUGACUGAAUUGUAUUGGACAAGUAGGAUGUGAUAAUGAAUACAUUUGACUAUUUUAUAUUAGAUAUUUAUUGUGAAAUGGUUCUAUAUACGUGUACUGAACUGAACCAACAAUCUAAAAAAAGACAAAAGAAAAUAUUUCAUAGCUGGUAUUAAUUUUUUUCUACUACUGUUAUAUUUCCUGUUUGACUAUUCUGUUUGAAUAAAUCUCACAAAAAUGCAUGCGCUUUUCUGGAUGUGUUUGUUUUAUAAUUGAAUCAUGUUCUGGUUUUUAAUAUGUAAACGCUUCUGGUUAUAUUUGUAUGCUGAAUGCAAAUUUAUUUCAAAUGUCUUGUUUGAGAUCAUACUACGAUGACUUGUCAUUAUUUUAAGAUUUGUCAUAU